AGAGGACCAGAGUGAGUGUUUACACCGGCGGCUCGCUGCGGCCGGGUUCCUUCCGCGGGACGGGUGAGGGCGCUGGGCCCCCUCCCUGGGCGCGCGGGGCUCUCGUGGGUCCGGAGUAGCUAACUGGUCCCACGAGAGAGGUGGGGUUGUCAACAUUGUCCCUACUCACGACUAGGGAGAAAGAGAGAGCGCGAAAGAGAGAGGAUGUCUCUCUCAGACUGGCAUCUGGCAGUGAAGCUGGCUGACCAGCCACUUGCUCCAAAAUCUAUUCUUCAGUUGCCAGAGACAGAACUGGGAGAAUAUUCCCUAGGGGGCUAUAGCAUUUCAUUUCUGAAGCAGCUUAUUGCUGGCAAGCUCCAGGAAUCUGUUCCAGACCCGGAGCUGAUCGAUUUGAUCUACUGUGGCCGGAAGCUAAAAGAUGACCAGACCCUUGACUUCUAUGGUAUUCAGCCUGGAUCCACAGUCCAUGUUCUCCGAAAAUCUUGGCCUGAGCCUGAUCAGAAACCUGAACCUGUGGACAAAGUAGCUGCCCUGAGAGAGUUCCGGGUCCUGCACACUGCCCUGCACAGCAGCUCUUCCUACAGAGAGGCGGUCUUUAAGAUGCUCAGCAAUAAAGAAUCUCUGGAUCAGAUCAUUGUGGCCACCCCAGGCCUCAGCAGUGACCCCAUUGCUCUAGGGGUUCUCCAGGAUAAGGACCUCUUCUCUGUCUUUGCUGAUCCCAACAUGCUAGAUACAUUGGUGCCUGCCCACCCAGCCCUAGUCAAUGCCAUCAUCCUGGUUCUGCACUCUGUAGCAGGCAGCACCCCAAUGCCAGGAGCUGACUCCUCUUCCCGAAGCAUGCCCUCCAGCUCUUACCGAGAUAUGCCAGGUGGCUUCCUGUUUGACGGGCUCUCAGAUGACGAGGACGACUUUCACCCAAGCACUCGGUCUACGCCCUCUAGCAGUACACCUAGCUCCCGCCCCGCCUCCCUGGGAUACAGUGGAGCUGCAGGGCCCCGCCCCAUCACCCAGAGUGAGCUGGCCACUGCCCUGGCCCUGGCCAGUACUCCAGAGAGCAGUUCUCAUACACCAACUCCUGGCACCCAGGGCCAUUCUUCAGGCACCUCGCCAAUGUCCUCUGGUGUCCAGUCAGGGACACCCAUCACCAACGAUCUUUUUAGCCAAGCUCUCCAGCAUGCCCUGCAGGCCUCUGGGCAGCCCAGCCUUCAGAUUUAUUUACUUUAUGAAUAUAGUAUACUGUAGCUGUCUUCAGACACACCGGAAGAGGUCAUCGGAUCCCAUUACAGAUGGUUGUGAGUUGCUGGGAAUGUAGUUGCUGGGAAUUGAACUCAGGACCUCUGGAAGAGCAAUCAGUGCUCUUAACUGUUAAGCCAUCUCUCCAACCCCCUCAUCUAUUUUUCUUUCUACAAGUUUAUUGUAACUCCAAAGCACUAAUUCUUUUGUCCUAGAUUAACAGAAUUUAAGCAGGCCAAGUCUGUAGUAGCAGGUUUCUCCCUGUGCUUGAUUGACAGCAAUCUGUACUUACGAAGGAACAGGACAUCUAUCUUACGUCUUAUUUUUGAAGUCUUGAUCAGCUAGACUGGCUAAUCAUCUGUUCUCUGUACUUAUACUUAGAAUUGCUUAUUCUUUACUCAUAAUCUUUCUAUUUCAUGGUACACACCGAAACCUGUUACCACAUCCCUAGAUCACAAGACCAAGGAACGCAGGCCCAGCCUGGAGUGAAUGCUUUCUUUUAUCAUUAACUUGUCCCAAGCCUGUUUUUCUUGCUUCUAUAAUGCAUGAGCGCUCCCUGUGCUCCUGUCUCUCAUUCCUGCCGCUCUUGCCAGUCUGUGAGGGAGGGGCAUUCUAUUCUUAACUCUAACUUCAAACUUUCUAUCAACUAUGCUAACAUCCCAAAACUACUUAAAUCAAGCUAACUCUCCAAAACUACUUAAAUCAGGAAUUCCAUAAAAUCAUUAAUUCAUCUAAACAGCAUUAUCUCAAGAACUUCUUUCAUCUUCAUGUUGAUCUGCAGGAGACUUGCUCAACAGAGUGGGCUAUCACCCAGGAAGUAAUUACACCAGGCUGUAGGCAAUGAGGGUCUCUCGGUGUCCACUCACACCAAGCCAGAUGAGUGAGGAGCAUGGCAAUGGCAAACAUGAGAAAGCAAGCACGUCAGUAGCAAGGAAUCCUGGGAGAAGUCUCUGGGUCACGCCUUUCCAGAGCGCACAUUGUCGUCGCUCUAGGGAGCUCACUUGCCCACUGUAGCUCUUCUUGCAUGGCACCCGCCAGUACUUAAAAGCUAUAAGGUAAAAUAAACCUUUUUCUUCCCAA
Molecule: messenger RNA, 2313 nt
Organism: Mus musculus (house mouse)
Lineage: Eukaryota; Metazoa; Chordata; Mammalia; Rodentia; Muridae
Gene: Ubl7
Product: ubiquitin-like 7 (bone marrow stromal cell-derived)
Exons: 11
Coding region: 205-1242 (345 amino acids)
Biological process (GO): antiviral innate immune response
Cellular component (GO): cytoplasm
Molecular function (GO): protein-macromolecule adaptor activity
Source: RefSeq, marked validated